Sabethes cyaneus is the source of this 1891-nucleotide messenger RNA. Its product is annotated as transmembrane protease serine 9-like. The coding region runs from base 24 to 1706 and encodes 560 amino acids. Lineage: Eukaryota; Metazoa; Arthropoda; Insecta; Diptera; Culicidae. The transcript has 4 exons. The record is from RefSeq and is a predicted model, not a curated record. Gene Ontology annotation, biological process: proteolysis. Gene Ontology annotation, molecular function: serine-type endopeptidase activity.
AACAAAUUGCUUCGAACGUUGUCAUGAAAAUAAAAAAGUUGAUAAUAGUCACGCUGUCCGCGCUGUUAGUUACGGUCAGCAGUGAACACAAAGUUCAACCUUCCUGUGGUAAAGUGAUUGCCAACGUCCGUGAACUGAUCGUCAAUGGACGAGAUACUGUUGAGGGGAAAUGGCCGUGGCAUGCAGCCAUUUUUCACCGCAAAGGUCCAUCAACGGAAUACGUCUGCGGUGGAACCGUCAUCAGUGAAAAUUUUAUCUUGACGGCAGCUCACUGUGUCAUGAACGCGGCGAACGGGUUUCCACUGGCCCCAAGUCGGAUAAUUGUUCGACUGGGAAUUCACGAUCUGCAUGAGAUACAUCCAUCAUACGUGCAGCAGCACAAAGUCGGGAGAAUAUUUAAGUUUGCGAACUUCACCCGAUUAGUCGAUGACAUUGCGGUGAUUGAGCUUAAUACAUUCAUUAAGUUUGCAGAUUAUGUCCAACCGGCUUGUGUAAGUGUGGAACCAAAUCUUGUUGGAGAGUUUGGUACUGUUGUUGGAUGGGGGUUAACAGAAGAUGACAAAACGUCUCAAAUUUUAAAAGAAGUGGACAUUCCGGUGGUCGAUCCCGUUGCAUGCUUAAAAACUGAUCGAGUGCUUUUCGGUCAAACUUUGGACGAUGGUCUAUUCUGCGCUGGAUAUACAAAUGGAACGGGAGUAUGCAAUGGUGAUAGUGGAGGAGGCUUAUUUUUCCGAAGAGCCAAUAUUUGGUUUUUGGGCGGCAUCGUGUCCUUUGCACAGAUUCGCUCAGUCGGAUCCAAUAAAUGCUAUACGAAGGGUUAUGCAGCGUUCACGAAGGUGCAUCAUUAUCUCUCGUGGAUCAGUAAAACGACGGGAAUACGUUUUCAGCGAAUGCAAGUUUGUAAAGCAGUGGAACCCAAUCAAACGAAUGUAGCUUCGAAAUUACUUCCUCGGCAUUGUGGCGUUUAUAUUCCAAACCGUGUUGCUAAUGGUACAAAAACCAAAGUGUUUGAAUUUCCUUGGAUGGCUUUACCAGUACUUAACGAUGAGGAUUUUCUUUGCUCAGGAACUUUAAUCAGCAAGCGCUAUAUUCUUACGGCUGCCCAUUGCUUUAUGACUCCUUUACCUAACAAAGUGCGUCUAGGAGAGCACACAAUUGGUCAAGAUAUCGAUUGCAAUGACCCGGAUGAUUGUGCUCCACCAGUUCGAACUUACGACAUUGAAUGCAUCACUACACAUCCAGGUUUUGCUUUUGGCAAGUCGGCCGAUGACAUUGGGCUGGUACGCUUGAGCGAAGAUGUUCAAUAUGAAGAUCAUAUUCAACCGAUUUGCUUACCGCACAAGCUGGGUCUCAGAAACUAUCAACCUCCCCGAUACCUGCUCACUGGAUGGGGCCAGCCGACAGUAUUCGGAGGAAUAUCGAAAGUCCUACUAAAGGCAACCGUUCUAUCAACCAACAAAUCCGAAUGUUCGAAACAUAGUAAGGAAACUCUUACCGAGAAACAACUAUGCGUAGGAAGACAGUACACUGGCGCUUGUUCCGGUGAUAGCGGAUCAUCGUUGGGGUAUGGAGCCAAAUUGCACGGAAUGCGAUUUGUACAGUUCGGCAUAGUUUCAACAGGAUCGGAGAAAUGUGGUGAAUUUCCUACGACCUAUGUCAAUGUGUCUUAUUAUAUGGAUUGGAUCAUCGCCAACAUGAAACCGUGACAAUUCGUUAUUCGUUUAGGGGAUAAAAAUAGACUAUGCAAUUGUCACUACUAUAACCAAAACUGACCACAAUUAUUGCGAAUUUUAUUGCCAGAUUUUUAUUUAGAAGUUCUCUUAGCUCUAGCGACAAAAAAUUAAAAUGUAAAGAUCAUGUUUAUAUCCGAUUUCAUGUACCUGAAAUUGAU